AUGGACCUCAGCUCCGCGCCGCCCCGGUCCUCGUUCAUGCCCCAACCGCCGCUUGGCCACGCCGACGGCGGACCCCGCAUCCCCGCCGCCCCUCCACCGGCCCCACGCCCUCCCUACCCAGCCGCGCUGCCGUCAAGGCCGUCAUCCCACGCGACCCUCGGCUACCCCGCUCCCUGUGGAUGUCGUGCCACCCCGAGGGCGGCGCCCUCCAUGGCCACCACCGCCGGCGCGCCCUGGCGGGCGAGCCCCGCUCCGGUCCUGGUCCCGGUCCAGCGCCCGCGAGCCCGCACAGCGCCGCCCCGGCCGGCGAGCCGGCGACCCCCUCGCUCGAGCCUGCCCCCUUCCUCAUUCUCAAGGUUGAAGAUGGCCAUGGCCAUGGGCGCCGACGUUGGGAGCAAGAGAGGAGGGAGAAGGGAGAGGUGUGACUACCAUAUGGGCCCCACCUAUCAGUUCACUUAA
Molecule: messenger RNA, 459 nt
Organism: Panicum virgatum (switchgrass)
Lineage: Eukaryota; Viridiplantae; Streptophyta; Magnoliopsida; Poales; Poaceae
Product: proline-rich protein HaeIII subfamily 1-like
Exons: 1
Coding region: 1-459 (152 amino acids)
Source: RefSeq, a predicted model, not a curated record